Xenopus tropicalis (tropical clawed frog) is the source of this 4889-nucleotide messenger RNA. It is a transcript of the gene trpc4ap, whose product is annotated as transient receptor potential cation channel, subfamily C, member 4 associated protein. The record is from RefSeq and is marked provisional. Gene Ontology annotation, cellular component: Cul4A-RING E3 ubiquitin ligase complex. Gene Ontology annotation, biological process: ubiquitin-dependent protein catabolic process. NCBI's taxonomy places the organism in Eukaryota, Metazoa, Chordata, Amphibia, Anura, Pipidae.
GACUUGGUGGUGGCUGGAGCCGACGGGUGGCGCUGUGUUAGUUGCCCGAACUCCCUCCCUCGGUAGCGUUCGGUACCAUGGCUGCUGCUGCGGGGGCUGCGUAUCCCCACCUGAGCCCGAGGAGCCGGCCCGAAAAUAUCCUAGUUCGGGUUCGGCGGGGACAACUGACGGGGUGCGGCCUCACCCGGGGAUCCCAGAUUACAGAGGCGCUGCUGAAAGAAUGGGACAGGAAGGCCAAAUGGAACAGUAUCCCCUUGCUCUUGCACAAGCUGUACGAGUGCAGCCACCCUAACAGCGACUUCUCACAGUGCCAGAGCAUAUUAAAGGAAAUUUCUCCUCUUCUUUCCAUGGAAGCCAUGGCCAUCGUGACUGAUGAAAAGAAGCCAAAUCCCGAGCUCCCAUACCCCAACACCUACACAUUUGAUUUGUUCGGUGGAGUAGACCUCCUCGUAGAGAUCCUGAUGCGGCCGAGCCUUUUCCCACAGAAGAAGAAACAGAAAAUCAGUGAUGAAUUGGUCAAGGACUGUUUGAGUAUCCUCUACAACACAUGCAUAUGCACUGAAGGUGUCACCAAGCGACUGGCAGAGCGAAACGACUUUGUGCUCUUCUUAUUUUCAUUAAUGACGAACAAGAAGACCUUCCUGCAAACGGCGACUCUCAUUGAAGACAUCCUGGGAGUCAAAAAGGAAAUGAUUCAACUGGAGGACAUUCCCAACCUGAGCACCCUGGUGUCCAGCUUCGAUCAGCAGCAGCUGGCAAACUUCUGCCGGAUCCUCUCGGUGACCAUAUCUGAGCUGGACACUGGCAACGAUGAUAAAUACACGCUCCUUGCCAAAGACGCCCUGCAGAAGAAGAGCCAGAAUCCGUCCCGAGCAGAAUUAAACCAAGCCACACUGUUAAAUAUCCCAGGCUUUAUCGAGAGGCUAUGCAAACUUGCCACCCGGAAGGUUUCAGAGUCCACGGGCACGACCAGUUUUCUGCAGGAGCUGGAAGAGUGGUACACGUGGCUGGACAACGCCUUGGUUCUGGAUGCCCUAAUGCGAGUGGCUAAUGAGGAAAACGAACAGAGCGGAGCAGAAUCGUCCGAUGAGAACAGCCUGGCCAAUCCUUCUGCAAGGACCCAGCUUCCCCAGUCCAUGAAGAUUAUGCACGAGAUCAUGUACAAAGUCGAAGUUAUUUACGUUCUGUGUGUCCUACUGAUGGGCCGACAGAGGAAUCAGGUCCAUAAAAUGAUAGCAGAGUUCAAGCUGAUUCCGGGCCUAAAUAAUCUUUUUGACAAACUGAUCUGGCGGAAACCUUCUGCCUCCACUCUAGUUCUACACGGACACAACCAGAAUUGUGACUGCAGCCCUGAUAUUUCCUUAAAGAUACAGUUUUUACGGCUUCUUCAGAGCUUCAGUGACCAUCACGAGAACAAGUAUCUGCUCCUUAACAGCCAAGAACUAAAUGAACUGAGCGCUAUUUCACUAAAAGCCAAUAUCCCGGAGGUAGAAGCCGUGGCCAACACAGACAGGAGCUUAGUCUGUGAUGGGAAGAAAGGCUUGUUAACCCGGUUACUGCAGGUUAUGAAGAAGGAGCCGGCAGAGUCGUCAUUCAGGUUCUGGCAGGCUCGGGCGGUGGAAAGCUUCCUCCGUGGGGUAACGUCCUACGCUGAUCAGGUGUUCCUUCUGAAGAGAGGGCUUUUAGAGCACAUUUUAUACUGCAUUGUGGAUAGUGAAUGUAAGUCUCGGGACGUCCUUCAGAGCUACUUCGACCUUCUGGGAGAACUGAUGAAAUUCAACAUUGAUGCUUUCAAGAGGUUUAACAAAUACAUCAAUACAGACGAAAAGUUCCAGAUUUUCCUGAACCAGAUUAACAGCUCCCUGGUUGAUUCCAACAUGCUGGUGCGGUGCAUUGCCCUGUCGCUGGACCGGUUUGAGAGCAUGUCAGAUGAUAUUAAAGUUGCAGAAGUGCUGUCUGAGUGCCGCCUGCUGUCUUACCUGACCGAGGGCUCCAUCCGCAUGAACUUCCUUUUCCGGUUAAUAAAUAUUAUACACGUGCAGACAUUGACACAGGAGAACGUCAGCUGCCUGAAUACGAGUCUUGUCAUCUUGAUGCUGGCCAGGAAAAAGGGCCGCCUACCCUGCUACCUGCAGAACAUCCGCAACAAGGAGCGCCUUGAGAAAUACCCCGGCUUCAUCCUCAACAACUUCCACAGCCUCCUGCGCUUCUGGCAGCAGCAUUACCUCAAUAAGGACAAAGACAGCACCUGCUUAGAGAAUAGUUCCUGCAUCAGUUUCAGCUACUGGAAAGAGACUGUAUCCGUACUGCUAAGUGCCGACAGGACAUCUCCGUGUGCCAUAGUCAGCUAUAUAGAUGAGGCGUAUAUGGACGUGGACAGAGAGCUCUCUGAAGCCUAACGGCCACCCACCCUUUCCUCUCCCUGUUUGGACAAGUGACCCGGCUUUGGGGUGUCGCAGGGAAGGGGAUAUUCAGGGAUUUGCUGCACGAGAAUGUGUGUUUCAUGCUGGGACGUCCAACCUGUACGGACUGCAUUGCGACAGCGACCAGCAGCGGGAACCACUUUCCAGGUCAUACUACUUCUGUGCAAUACAUUCAGGGAUGCCGCCGCCGCCGCCAACCGUUUUAAUCCACCUUUUUAUUUAACGCAUUGUCCUCAGUACUGCAGAUUUUAUUUGGCUGAAUCAGAAAAUUCACAGGAUUUCUACGUGUGACACCCCCACGUGUAUCUAUUAUUCUCUGAUUGGGACUCAUUCAGCACAAUCGUGUGUGUGUGGGGGGGGGGGGGCGCAGGUUUUCAUUGCUCCCUCAGUUUGCACCCAACCCAGUAACUAUACUUAUAAUAAGGUUGGUAAGUUGCCGGCUCAGCCCAUGUAAUGCACCUGUGGCAAUAAGGCCCUUCGCUUCCAACUUCCAUUUUUGUAUAGGGCGUGGGUUCAAGGUGCACACGUUAUGGGCACGUCAUGGGCACGCUAGCUUGUGUGUAGCCUGAGCUUGAUGCCAUCAUGUGAGUGAUUUAAGCAACAGGGAUUCUUUUGCAGCUGUUGUUGGACUACAACUCCCUUAUGGUGUAGAUGGGGGUUAAUGUUAGUUUAAGUUCAGGAACUGGAGGGUAGAUGGCCAGACAUCCCCCACGUGGGGCAACCAGUUGUACCAUAAGGCCAUGCAGUAGUGGCUCGUCUGUCUGAGUGAACCCCUUGUGCAGCCAACAUGGCAGUCGCUUUCUAUUGGCUGUGGCAGCGCUAGCACUCGGGUUCCGCUUUUUUAAUUCCAUUUUUUUUUAACGUGUGUGUUCGGAGACUUCAUUGCAGCUUAUCCUACGUUUUUCAGAUACUCCCCUGGGUGGGGGAGGUGGAACUCAAUACCCAAUAGGCUCUGCUUCUGGCCUUGGACACUGUACAGAACAUAUUCUUUUAGUGCUGCUGUGAGUGAAAGCAGCUUUUAAUAAAGAUGUGAGCAGUUAUUGGCAACCCCUGUACUGACCUUCCUCCCCCCCCCCCCCCCUUCUGAGAUCCCAAGAAGGAGGUAGAACUAGUGUGCAGAUAUAGUGUAUGAACGGUACCCACCUUCCCCAGCAGGGGGCAAUAUAUAACAGUUUGUCUUGGCUCUCCCAUGGCUUUACAUUAGUAUAUACUGCCUGUAGUUUCACUCUUGCACUCUGACCAUGGUGUCUGGCUCAGUGGGAUGUAUCGGCUGCUUCCGUGGCAGGGUGUUCUGGGUGCUAAUGGGAAUGGGAGAUAUUCUGGUGAUGAUAGAUCAUUAGCCCUUUGUAGUUCAUUGGAGGGGAAUGCAGUUCUGUGGACGUAUCCUUAAGGUGCUCUGGCUGCUUCACCUUUAUAUUGGGCGCACACUGUGCCAUAGUCAUAGUCCCACUCAUUUAGUUCCGGAUAAAGGCAUUGGCAGUGGAGAACAUUCCAUAAGCGUCAGUGAUACAGUUGAUAAAUAGGGAGGAGUCCUAUCAUCCCAGAAUUCCUAUUGAUAACUACGGCCCCGUGUGUAUCACCUGGCCGACCAUACAGUGAAAGCUGAUGAAUGGUUAUUGGGCAGCCUGUGGCCCUACAGCUAAAUAGGACCAAGGGCCAAUUGUUAGCAGCAAUGUGUAUUUGCUUUUUGGCACAAAACCCCGUUACCUUAUCCUGCGAUCAUUGCGCUUUUAUUGCCCCUCCGGCUGCUGCUCCCAGAGUCCUUUGGUGCGGAUCUGGCGAGCCGCUAAUCAGAUGAAUUCAGUAUUUAUUGGUGAUUGGCCAGAAUCAAGCUAUUUUUUAACCCAAUGAAUUGAUCUACUGAUCCCGCGCUGCCCGCCUGCUUUUUAUAUCGGCGCAGUCAGCAGUGUCGCUCAUCUGUUUUAAUAAGAAGUGUGUGUGUUACAUGGUCACCUGGUUUUAUUCACGGUGGGGUUAAUAACGGUGGGGUCCGACUCAUUUUAAUUCCCCUCGCUUUGUAUUUUAACCGCUGGUUUGUCUUCUGGCUUUUACCCCGUCCCAGCCAGGCGCGCUCUGCUUGUUGCACGGCAAUGCCCCAACCCCAAUGUCCUUUACAAUGAAUUUGCCCUUAUGAAUUAAAAACCGGGCGCCCAACCCUGUCUAAUAAACGUAAUUCCGCUGAUAAUAAUUCACACUAAUGUGUCCUGUGCAAUAACAUCCAAGCAAAAGCCCCUAAUUGCCGCCAGUAGAGGGCGCCUCGUAGUUCGGCCGCUUCCCAAUAUUAGGUAUUAAAGUCCACAGUGGGUUUUAUUUGUUGUUUUUUGUUUUUUUUUAAUUGGGUCAUUUCUGUUUAACCCUUUCUUCAUUUCCCAGCCCUGGAAAUAUUCCCGUUUGUUUGAUAUAAAUAUAUAUAGAGAUUAUUCGUGACUUAGAACUGGUGUAAAUAAAAAGAUGCUUCUAAUUUAA